Molecule: messenger RNA, 3096 nt
Organism: Plasmodium adleri (nom. inval.)
Lineage: Eukaryota; Apicomplexa; Aconoidasida; Haemosporida; Plasmodiidae
Product: gamma-glutamylcysteine synthetase
Exons: 1
Coding region: 1-3096 (1031 amino acids)
Biological process (GO): glutathione biosynthetic process
Molecular function (GO): glutamate-cysteine ligase activity
Source: RefSeq, a predicted model, not a curated record
AUGGGAUUUUUAAAAAUUGGAACGCCAUUAAGCUGGGAUGAUGUGCAAGAUGUGAAAUCUUUAAUUAGAUUAUAUGGUAUAUUACAGUUUGUACAUGUAUAUAAAUUAAAUAAAGACCGUUAUGAUGAAAAUAUAAUGUUUGGUGAUGAGAUUGAAUAUAUAAUAAUAAGAAAUGAUGAAUCUUUAAAAGAAUCUUCUGCCUUAUUAUGUGCUUCUGAUUUAAUAGAUGAAAUGAUGAAUUUAGAAAGUGUUAUUGAUUGUCAAUAUGGUUCCCAUUGGACUCCAGAAUAUUCUUCUUUUACUAUAGAAGGUACUCCAUCUGUACCAUUUAAAUUAGAUAUAAAUUCUUCAUGUUUUAUUGAAGAUUGUAUGAGAAUUAGAAGAAGUAAAUUAAAUAAUGUUCUUAGUGCCGUUCAAGGGGCAAGAGCUAUUACACUUCCGUGCUUUCCAAAUGUUCUUUUAAAUAAUAGUGUUCUUAUGGCUAGAAGAAUUACUGGUCAAGAAAAUAUAAAAAAGAAAUUUGACUCAAAAACUAAAGUCGAAUUUGAGGAAAAUCCUACAGUUAAAGAAAAAAGUCAUAAUUCAAAUAAUAAUAUAUUGAAAACAAUUAAUAAUAAAAACAAUGAAUCUAAAAUUAUUGAUAAUUUAUCUGUUCAAAAUAAAAUCUCAUGUAUUGAAAUGGUAUCCUAUGAAGUAGAUGAAAAUAAAUCUACCAAUUUUGUUAAUUCAGAUACUGCAUUUGCAAAAAAUGACGAAGAAGAAGAAGAACAUCAAGAUAUACAACAACAACAACAACAACAUCAACAGGAUUUACAAGAUAUAUAUGAUGAUGAAACAGAAGAUAAAAAUAAAGAUAAGAUGAAUACACCAAGAAGCUGUAAUGAUAAUUCAAAUACACAAGAUAUUUUUAUUAGCUCAUUAAAAAAAACAGAUUCAUUUUUCGAAUGCGAAGUUUUUAAACCUGAACAAACAAAUUUAUAUAGUAAGAGCUCACUUAUUACAGAUAUGACUAUAAGUCCUCAUGCAAGAUAUGUUACCUUAACACAAAAUAUAAGGAAAAGAAGAGGAACCAAAAUCGUAUCUUUUAAUCCUAUAUAUAAAGAUAUUAAUACCGAAAAAAUGGAUCAUUGGAAAUUGUCACUUGAUUGUAAUGAUAAAAGACUUUUUAAAAAAGUUAAGAAAAAACUCAUAUUAGAUGAACACUUAAUAUGGAAUAAAUCUAUGACAAACAUAAAGAGUAGACAUAUAAAAAAUAAAAAUAUAAAAAAUGACAUACAAAACAUGUCUAAUGUCACAUUUAGUUUGACAAAUAGAGAAGAAAAGAAUGAUGAAAACAAUCUUAUGGAUACCGUUUUGAAAAAUAGUUUAUUUACUAAUAUGGAUGAUGAAGAUGAUUAUAUUUAUGUUUAUGAUAGAAAAUUUAUACAAGAAUAUUCAGAAAAAUGUAAUAAUCCAAUUAAGAAUUAUGUUUAUUUAGAUGCCAUGUUUUUUGGUAUGAGUAUGUGUUGUCAACAAUUAACCAUGUCAUUUCCAACUGUUAAUGAUGCAAAAUAUGUAUAUGAUCAGCUAGCUGUUAUUGCACCACUUUUCCUUGCUCUCACUGCAUGUACUCCAUAUUUAGGUGGGUUCCUAACCGAAACAGAUACAAGAUGGAGAGUAAUAUCUAAUAGUGUCGAUUGUAGAACAGAAGAAGAAUUGUCAUAUAUAUGCAAACCAAGAUAUUCAGGAAUAUCUUUAUAUAUAUCGAAUGAGUUGCCAUUAAAAAGAAAUUACUAUUUUUAUAACGAUGUGGAUGUAAUACUUGACAAAAAUGUGUAUGACAAAUUGAAAAAGGAAAAUGUGGAUGAAUAUUUAGCUAGACAUAUAGCCUCUUUAUUUGUAAGAGACCCAAUUGUUGUAUUUGAAGGUUCUUAUAGUGAACAGGACAUUGCUACGAUUGAGAAGAAAAUAAAGGAAUAUUCAAAUGAUGAGCAAAAAUCUAAAAGUAAUGUAGAAGAAUCAUCAAAAGGUUUGCUAUGCAAUGAUGAAAGGAAUAAGAAUGAUGGUUGUUUAAAACAAAUGAAUAAACACAAUGAUAAUUUCAAUAUAAAUAAUUUCAAUACUGAAUAUAAGAAUAGAAAAGAUAUAAAUAUGAAUAAGAUAUAUUUAAGUGACAAUUUUGAAUUUAUAGAAGAUUAUGAAGAAAAGGUAUUAUCAUCUCAUCAACAUUUUGAAAAUUUUCAAAGUACGAAUUGGAACAGUGUACGUUUUAAACCACCUCCAAUUCUUGAUAAUCAUUUUAAAGGACCAAGUUCAAUUGGAUGGAGAGUUGAAUUUAGAACACCUGAUAUUCAAAUUACAGAUUUUGAAAAUUCAUGUGUUGUUACAUUAGUUAUGUUAUUAUCUAAAUUUAUAUUAAAAGAAAGAUUAAAUUUAUAUAUCCCUAUGUCAUUGUUAGAAGAAAAUUUAUUUAGAGCUUCUAAAAGAGAAGCUUUAAUAAAAGAAAAAUUUUAUUUCCGUAAGGAUCUAAAUUAUGAUACAUUGAAUAAUGAAUAUGAAGAAAAAAGUAUAUAUGAUAUAUUUUUUAAUGAAAAGAAUGGAUUAUUUUUCUUAUGUUACAAAUAUAUUGAUGAGUUAUUUAAAGAAGGAUUAUUAAAUCAAUCAGCUAAAAAUAAAAUAGAUGAAUAUAUUGAAUUUGUUAAACAAAGAUGUAGUGGUAAAAUAUGUACAGGUGCUAUGUAUUUAAGAAAUUUUAUAUUAAAUCAUCCAGCUUAUGAAAAAAAUUCAUAUAUAAAUAGUAAAAUUAAUUAUGAUAUAUGUAAAUUAAUAGCUGAUAUAGGCAAGGGAUUAAUUAUACCACAAGAAUUAUUAGGUGUUUUUGUAGAUCCAUAUAAAGAAAGAAUAAAAAGUGAUAUAAGGCAAAUCAAUGAAAGUCAAUAUUUGAAAUCAUUGGCAUAUAAAUAUAUUUCUGGAGAGGAUUACACUCAAUACUUACUUCUUAGUGAAGUACUCAAAAAUGACCAAGAUUAUUAUACAUGUACUCGACGUACAAUAUAUGAGGAAUCGAUGGAUAAUAAAGUGGAGUUUGCAAAAAAAAUGUACGAAUUGAGUGCAUAA